Messenger RNA from Stomoxys calcitrans (stable fly), 1029 nucleotides. RefSeq names its product vacuolar protein sorting-associated protein 29 (gene Vps29). The record is from RefSeq and is a predicted model, not a curated record. Gene Ontology annotation, cellular component: retromer complex; endosome. Bases 156 to 704 code for a protein of 182 amino acids. The transcript has a single exon. Gene Ontology annotation, biological process: intracellular protein transport; retrograde transport, endosome to Golgi. NCBI's taxonomy places the organism in Eukaryota, Metazoa, Arthropoda, Insecta, Diptera, Muscidae.
UCAUUCAAUGUUUAUCUAUCAAACGUCAGUGUAAGCUAAGGAAGUCAUUUUUCAUUACAAAUUAAUUUUUUUGCCACAAAAUUGGGCGUUUCUGAUAAGGAAAAUACUUAUUUCUAUUGAUAAAAUCAUUCCCACAAACCUCGCCUUUAAUAAUAAUGUUGGUCUUAGUACUGGGCGAUUUACACAUACCCCAUCGCUGCAGUAGUCUGCCAGCCAAGUUCAAAAAACUUCUUGUUCCUGGUCGUAUUCAUCAUAUAUUGGUGACCGGUAAUCUAUGCACCAAGGAGUCGCAUGACUAUCUUAAAACCCUGGCCAAUGAUGUGCACAUAGUACGUGGUGAUUUUGAUGAUAAUCUUUCAUAUCCAGAACAGAAAGUUGUCACCGUUGGACAAUUUCGCAUUGGACUGUGUCAUGGUCAUCAAGUGGUGCCAAGAGGUGAUCCUGAGGCUUUGGCACUGGUACAAAGGCAACUGGACGUUGACAUCCUUAUAACCGGCCACACCUACAAAUUUGAAGCUUACGAACAUGGCAAUAAAUUCUACAUAAAUCCAGGCUCAGCUACGGGAGCCUUUAAUCCAUUGGACAACAAUGUUGUGCCAUCUUUCGUAUUAAUGGAUAUACAGAGUUCAACGGUUGUCACCUAUGUGUAUCAACUGAUUGGCGAUGAAGUCAAAGUAGAGCGCAUAGAAUAUAAGAAAAUCUAAAUGUGUGCAAAGAAAGAAAUUGUUGGACGACAGAAACAUAAUAGCAAUUUUGAAAGUUGCUUUGUAUCUAUUAAAUAUGUAUGGAAUGUUAUGAUUUAUAAGAUAAUAUGCAUUUCUAUACAAAUAACAAUUGUUUCACAAAAUCUAAAAAUUGGAAAACUGCAUGUGUUUCUGCUUAGAUGUACAAGUGAGAUAUUUUUUUUUUUGAAUUCUUGAACUCAUUUUUUUUUUGGAAACAUUUGUUUUUUGUAUGGUUAAAUGUACGAGUAUAUGUAGGUAUUUACUAACUAAAUACAAUAAAAUGAAAUAUUUUUUAAAUAUAGUA